Molecule: messenger RNA, 1131 nt
Organism: Cordyceps militaris CM01
Lineage: Eukaryota; Fungi; Ascomycota; Sordariomycetes; Hypocreales; Cordycipitaceae
Product: arsenical-resistance protein
Exons: 3
Coding region: 1-1131 (376 amino acids)
Biological process (GO): antimonite transmembrane transport; arsenite transport
Cellular component (GO): plasma membrane
Molecular function (GO): antiporter activity; antimonite transmembrane transporter activity; arsenite transmembrane transporter activity
Source: RefSeq, a predicted model, not a curated record
AUGGAAACUAAAGAGAACAUGGAAAAAGCACCACCACCCACCGAGGACGCCCUCGAGUGCGGCGGCCAGACACCGCCGUCGGACAAGAAAGUCUCUGCGUUCAAGUCCCUCGGGCUGCUGGAUCGCUUCCUGGCCGUCUGGAUCUUCCUCGCCAUGGUGAUUGGCAUCCUGCUCGGGAACUUCGUGCCGCACAUUGGCCAGUCGCUGCAGCGCGGCCAGUUUGUCAACGUCUCCGUGCCCAUCGCAAUUGGCCUGUUGGUCAUGAUGUAUCCCAUUCUCUGCAACGUCCGGUACGAGACGCUGCACCUCCUUCUCCGCCAAAAGGAGCUGUGGAAGCAGAUUGGUUUUUCCGUCUUUAUCAACUGGGUCGUUGCGCCCUUUUUCAUGAUGGCCCUUGCAUGGGCGUUCCUCCCCGACGAGCCCUCCCUCCGCGCCGGGCUCAUCCUCGUCGGGCUCGGGCGCUGCAUCGCCAUGGUGCUCAUCUGGAACGGGCUCGCGGGCGGGGACCCAGAGUACUGCGCGAUCCUCGUGGCCGUCAACUCGGUGCUGCAAAUGGUUCUCUUUGCGCCGCUCGCCAUCCUCUUCCUGCGCGUCAUCUCGCGCAGCGGCAGCACGCCGAGCCUCUCGUACGGCGUCGUCGCCACGAGCGUCGGCGUCUUCCUCGGCAUCCCCCUCGGCGCCGCCAUCCUGACGCGGCUCGCGCUGCGGCGCGCCAAGGGCGGCGACUGGUUCCAGCGCGUCUUCCUGCGCUGGCUCGCCCCGUGGUCGCUCAUCGGCCUGCUCUACACCAUCAUCGUGCUCUUCGCCUCGCAGGGCGCGCGCGUCGUCCAGCAGGUCGUGUCCGUCGUCCGCGUCGCCGCCCCCUUGGUCGUCUACUUCAUGUGCAUCUUCUUCGCCACGCUCUGGGCCACGCGCCGCCUCGGCUUCGGGUACCGCCUCGGCUGCACGCAGAGCUUCACCGCGGCCAGCAACAACUUUGAGCUGGCCAUUGCCGUCGCCGUCGCCACUUUUGGACCCGAUAGCGACCAGGCGCUGGCCGCGACGGUCGGGCCGCUGAUUGAGGUGCCCGUCCUAAUUGGGCUGGUGUAUCUUGUCAGAUGGCUCGGCGCGCGAUGGAACUGGAAGGAGUAG